Molecule: messenger RNA, 1856 nt
Organism: Notechis scutatus (mainland tiger snake)
Lineage: Eukaryota; Metazoa; Chordata; Lepidosauria; Squamata; Elapidae
Gene: CARHSP1
Product: calcium regulated heat stable protein 1
Biological process (GO): regulation of mRNA stability
Cellular component (GO): cytoplasm
Molecular function (GO): mRNA 3'-UTR binding
Source: RefSeq, a predicted model, not a curated record
GGGCGGACCUUAGACGGGGGAAAAAAAAGUGGGGGGACUCAACAGCAGCAGGAGCCGCCACCUCGGUCAAAGGGAAGCGGCGUUGACCCGGGAGCCCCUCGGACGAGGACUUGCUUCUCACCAGCCGUGUCCAAAAUGUCUUCAGAGUCAACUUCAACCCACCAACGGUCUCCACCUCCCAGGGCUCUCCGUCUGCCCGAAGGCCGCCGGACCAGAGACCGUUCUCCUUCCCCUAUGAGAGCUUAUCUGAUCCCAAGCCCACUUCCGACUCGCAGGAACCGCACGUUUUCAGCGACAACACGAGCCGCUGAAGGACCCACCUACAGUGGGGUGUGUAAAUGUUUCUGCCGAUCCAAGGGCCACGGCUUUAUCACGCCUGGUGAUGGAGGCCCAGAGAUCUUCGUCCAUAUUUCUGAUAUCGAAGGAGAGUAUGUUCCGGUAGCUGGUGAUGAGGUCACCUACAAGGUGUGCACCAUUCCGCCGAAGAAUGAGAAGCUUCAAGCUGUAGAGGUCAACAUCACUCACCUAGCUCCAGGCACAAAACAUGAGACGUGGUCGGGACACGUGAUUAACUCCUAGAGGGAGUUCUGAAGCCAUGUUGACUGAAGAGGACUAUUGGAUCGUGUUCAACAGCCCGAUGAGUUUUCUGCAGAUUGUGUAAUGGAAAACAGGGUUCCAAAAGUGGCCAGAUUAAAAAACCCCUUUUUUUUUACAAAAGAAAAAAGAAAGAAAAAUAGCACCAUGAUUUUCAAAGUAUACAAAUUUAAUAAGUGGAAAAAUCGUAGUUUUCGGGCUGGCAGGAAAGCAGAAGUUUAGCUCUUGCUUUACAAUUUGAAUGUUUGUUUUCAUUCAUUCAUUGAGUAGGAUACUCAAAAGAUCUUAGAAAGAUCUCAUCGGAAGAGGAGAAAUUGGAACGGAUCCCUCUGUUCAAAAGAUGGCAUCCUCUGGGUGGCCCUUCCUCAAUCUGAUACCUUUCAGACCUUGAACUUCACGCUCGGAAGGCUAGGCUGGCUGUGCAGCAUGGGGUUUGAAGUCCCAACUCAUCUGAAUAGAUCAGAUUGAAAAAGGCAGCAGCAGCUGGUUAGUCAAAGAGGCAUUCCGCUUUGGUGGGUAGUAUUAAGGGGCAAAUAAUUUAGGAUAAUGUUUCUUUGCUUUAUAGCAGAAAAUUACUGAUUUUGCUGGUUAUUAUUAUUAUUAUUUGUUUGUUUUCUUUUUUAGAUUAUGGAAGCCAAGGGUAAUAGCUUGAGGAAAUACCUACAGAGGAUUUGUGUUCCUAUCAUUUGAUAUUCUUCUUCAACAUUUUAGAGCAGUUAAAAGGGCAACAAAAUGCAGCCUUUUCACGUAGAAACUUUUUUUCACAUAGUGUUUUGGUUGAAUAUUUGUGUGUUGGUUGCUUUUAUUUUAAUUUUUCUCAAAAAUAUACACAUCAGCUUUUUUGGCAGUGGCUUGCUGCAUGUACCUACCUACCUACCUACCUACCUCUCUCUCUCUCUCUCUCUCUCUCACACACACACACACACACACACACUUCUACCCGAUUCAAACUUUGAAAUCAUUGUUGGCUUCUUCUCUAGCUGACAAUCUCUGCUAUUACAGCUGUUGUGGGCAUGCACAUAUUUAAAGGUUUGAGGUUUGCAGUUUGCAGUUCAUCUUCGUUUCAAAAAUGCUUUUGCUAUUUGUCCAGCAGAAAAAUAAUGUCCUGAACAGUAUUUAACUUUUAGAGGGAGUGGUGGAAGGAAACGAGAUAUUUGGCAUGAGUUCCCUUUGGGGGGGGGGGGGGUUGUGUGGAAGUAUUAACAGUCACUGACAAAUGACAGAUAAAAUAUAAAAAAUAAAAUACUUGCGGUUUGAGGAAA